Drosophila sechellia is the source of this 653-nucleotide messenger RNA. Its product is annotated as WD repeat-containing protein on Y chromosome. Bases 141 to 461 code for a protein of 106 amino acids. Lineage: Eukaryota; Metazoa; Arthropoda; Insecta; Diptera; Drosophilidae. The record is from RefSeq and is a predicted model, not a curated record. The transcript has a single exon.
GAAGGAGGAAAAGUUGUUUUUCGAUUAGUCGGAGUCUAGUCCACUAACCUAGUGCAACUCGGGUUGUCGUAUCUUUUGUUCGGAAAAAUUUCAGGCAUUACACAUCGAAACUAAAAAUAUUUACAUUCAAUUAAUUCUCAAUGGAUUCAAGUUUCAACAGCGAUCAGUUGGACACCGACCGCAAUGGACUACAAAAUCUUCUGGCCCGAUCUCUCAAGGAACCCAUUCUUGGCAAGCACUUUGCGCUGCCGGGCCGCAUAGGGCAGAGUCCACCCAUCGAACUGGACACCAGCCAGAGCUACAUUGCCGUCUACACUCAUCUCAAAGUUCAUGCAACCAGGAUGCCAGAGAGAUUGCCCACGCCGGAGGCAAUCGGACGAAUACAGGCGGAGAACUUGGAGGCAGCGCCCAAGACUCGAAGUUCAAAGACACGCUUGGAUCCCUGCUCAAAUAUAAAUUAAAUUACGGUUGCCAUCAAUAAAGAAAAUAUUAUUUUAUCUUAUGGUAUCCCUUAAAUGUAGUAAAAGAAUAUUGAAUUUAUUUUUUUAGUUUAUUAAAUAUAUAUGUUCAUAAUCCUUAAAGGCAUAAGCUUAACAACAAAUUCGUGUUGAAUAUAUCCUUCUAUCGGUGCAGAUCUUAGUAUCCUUUUCCUU